GUUUUUAUGGCUUUUAGAUUGUUUGAUUCUCUUUGUAUUUUAAAUGUCCUCUGUUUUUACUGUAAAGCACUUUGUAACUGUAGUGCUAUAUAAAUAAAGUUAUUAUUAUUAUAUAGCCUCUGAUGAAAGGUAGCAAGUUAACAUCAAUUUGUUUUAAAGGGUCUCAAGCCACAAAAGUUUGUAACUACAGCCAUAACUAAGUAGGUAUGAGUUGGUAUGUCUUUGCAGAACCUUUGCACACACACACGCACACACACACACACACACACACACACACACACACACACACACACACACACAUACCGUAUUACCUGCACUGGUUAAAAAUUGAUAUAGGCAUGCGGCUCUUGCGAAAUAUGGAAGGAGUUUACUUGUUGAACAGGAAAUGUGUCACUGUUUCUCCUCUACCCAGUAACUUCAUUUGUUAUCCUAUUCACUGGUGUUAAUCCUGCUUACCCUCUUUUUCCCUCUGUUGCCAUGGAUAUGCUAUUCCUAUGGCAACUGCAGGCCUUUGUGGAUGGCCUUGGGCCCCCACUGUAGAGGACUCUCUGAACCUUUCGUUACACAUUCCCUUCAAGAUCACAGACAAAUCACACAAGUAGCACAUACUCUAACUCUGUCUCUUAACUGUCAUCCUUUCUUUCUCGCUCUGCCCUCCCCUCUUCUAGUCGCACGACUAUGUCUUACUUAUCAAUCCUUGAUGCACUGCACGUGUCCAAGACUGCCACACAGCUAUUUGUCAUUUUAAUGUUCAUUUUUGGUAAAUUACACUCUAUGCAUUCACUGUGCGCGUGAUACUGAACCCCAGUGUCGGUAGAAAGACGGCUGUGAUCAGAUUUUUAGCGCGUGUGUCGCUGUCAUAAGAGUCAGCGCACACAAGCUUUCUAAUUUUCUGUAGCAAUGGAAACCAGAGCUCCAUCUUUAAAGAUGCAUGAGACUUCUUGAGCAACAGAGAAUAGAGAUGUAGGCUCUGCCAGAGAAAGUGUUUCUGUGUUAGAGAGAGUCAAAGAAAGGGAGGGCUGAGGUGAGGCUCACACAGAUGGCAGCGAGGGCCCAAGUGGAGGCAGAGUACAGUGUCGGGACUGUUCAGUGUGAGUGUGUGUAGGGCAGGUGGGGGGGGGCCUCCACCUGCUGAAUGAACCCCAUCAGCGUUGGGGAGUACCAUGGGCUACGGGUGGGCUCGGCCCUGCUCAGCAUUGUGGCGGGCUGCAUCAUCAUCGGGGUGUCCAGGGAGUGUGAUGCUGAUGCUGUAGGAGGCAUCUUCCUGGGAGCGGGGGGCCUCGGCCUACUCAUAUCGAUCUACCCCUUCAUUAAAGCCUGGCUUAACAUCAACCACAUUCUUCCGUCCUUUGGAAACUUCAGAGUGCACCCGACACCUGCCAAUCCUGCUCCUGAACCACCGAUAGAGACACUAAAAAGAGAAGGGACUCAGAGUCAACUAAAUCUGGAGCGUUCUAAAAGCCGAAUGGGAACCUUUGUGGAGGGGGGACCAGUGUCUGAGACCAACCCAACCAACCCAGAUGAGGGAAUAGUCAACCAGACACCAAACAGAAGAGCUUUUUGUUGCCUGUUCAAGCCAUUUACAGGAGAAAGAGGAGACUUUCAGAAGUGAACAUUUCCAAGGACUUCUUCAGACAUGCCAGAUGUCUUAUCUAGACGAAAACUGAAGCAAUCACCCUCUGAUCAAGACCUGCCAUGAUGUCAUCAGAGCCCCGAACCUUCUUCGUUUGUUCUUCAUUUUGUUUAUUUCAAAUGUGGGACAAAAUAUGUAGAUGUUGGUGUAA
Molecule: messenger RNA, 1784 nt
Organism: Thunnus maccoyii (southern bluefin tuna)
Lineage: Eukaryota; Metazoa; Chordata; Actinopteri; Scombriformes; Scombridae
Gene: kncn
Product: kinocilin
Exons: 6
Coding region: 1136-1612 (158 amino acids)
Source: RefSeq, a predicted model, not a curated record